UAACUUCAACAGAGAAAUGAAAGCCUUUGUAAAACAAAGGCAGCGAGAGAUUUCCCGUCAUCUGACUCCAACAGUACAAGCCUACAUGAAACCAGCUUAUACAGUUUGUGCAAAGAUAACAGGCCAAGGCUGUUUGCAGAAAAUGACAAAACAUAUAUGCAAGUUCAUUCGGAAGAAAAAAACGAUAAUAUUUAACUCAGUUGGCCACACGCUAACAAAACAAUUAACACUUCUCCAGAUAGAGAUACAGAAGAAAAUUAAGUUAAAGAUGAGGGAUCUGCACAAAUCACUGAAUGUUCAGUUUGAGCCUCUGUUGAACUGUAUGAAGAAAAACGAAGUGAUUAUUCAUGAACUGAUACGUAUUUACGACCAAGUUAGUGAAAUAUGUCAAAAUUCUAAUACCGAAUUCAAACUUGAUGAUCUAAAUGAAGAAGACGAGGAAUGUUUACCCUCUACAUCAGGGACUGCAAAAAGUAACACUUGUACAAAAGAGCUACUUAAUGAUCUAAACGAAGAAGAUGAGGGAUGUUUACCCUCUACAUCAGGGACUGCAAAAAGUAACACUUGUAAAAAAGAGCUACUUAAUGAUCUAAACGAAGAAGAUGAGGAAUGUUUACCCUCUACAUCACGGACUGCAAAAAGUAACACUUGUACAAAAGAACUACAUCAUCGUGAGGGAAUAUGUGGCACGGAUAAUUAUGAUGGUAAUACCUUUCUGAAGAUCUGCCACAGCCCUACACAGACAUACCAGAAACCAGAAACCACUGUUGCAGUAACACCAUCUUUGGGGUCAUCACUCUCUUCCACAUGUUACAAGUACACGCCCUCAACAUCUUUUGACAUGAGCUUACAUCGACCUAGUCUGAAGAGAGGAUCAUGUCCCUGGCAAAUUCCACCAGUGUCUAGUAAAAUAAAAAUAACUUCACAAGGUCCACAAACAACUGCUCUGGAAGCACAUAAAACCAUCUGCAGCUCAGAAGAUAAACAAGAAGCUAAUUCCAGUGGAGUUCAGACCAGUAAUCAGACUGACAUGCAUCCAACUUCUGCAGCAGCGCCACCACAGAAAAAGCCUGGAAGCAGUGAUUUUGAAAAACUAAGUCCAAAGAAUGAAAAUAAGGAAUGAAAUGCGGAACAAAGAGCCUCCAGUAUUGUUUUUGUGCUGUUUAUGUUAUGUACUAUCGUGUGAAAAAAUAUAUUUUGCUAUUUAGGUGUCUCCAUGACAAAUACAUUUAUCAGUACAAAUGCCAGAAAACCUUGUCAUUUAAAAUGACGUACCAGAAUAUCUGCACAAGACUUCAGACUGUCAGAAUAUAAUCUGAAAUAAAAGUACAACUUCUGGAUUCUGCGCCCUUUGUAUAGUUAAACAGUGCAGAAUUUAUUUGUACUUGUACUUGUUUACUUUUAGUGCAGGUCUGUGCUGUAGAUUAGGUUUUAUGUUUGAUGCCACUAGCAGAAUUUGGUACAAGUGUUAGCCUUUAUAACUUUCUAAAAACAAGUAAUCUCCAUGGUAUUCCCAAAGUCUCAAAACAGCCCACUAAACAAGUGUACUGGGUCCAGAAACAAAACAGUGUAAGAAGCAUC
This is a messenger RNA of Protopterus annectens (West African lungfish), 1581 nucleotides long. RefSeq lists its product as uncharacterized. The record is from RefSeq and is a predicted model, not a curated record. NCBI's taxonomy places the organism in Eukaryota, Metazoa, Chordata, Ceratodontiformes, Protopteridae. The transcript is spliced from 7 exons. Bases 17 to 1123 code for a protein of 368 amino acids.